AAGUGGCAGAUAUAUAAAAAGGUUUAGGAAAGUGAGAAGGGCGGCGAGAGCAAAAGAGAGAUGGUGAUGGCGUGGAAAUGGAUUGUGCGAAGAACCCGCGAAUCGAAACCCUUCUUCCUUGCAUUCGCCACCGUAUGCGGCGUCGUUCCUGGCGUCAUAGGCUAUGGUGUCAUGCAACUCACUAACACCCGCAACGAGAAGCUUGAGUCCCAUCUUCGCACAAAUGCCCGUCCCGAAUCAUUGAUGAUGGGGCAAGUCAAUAAAGAGAGACUGGCAGAGUACCUGGGAGAGCUACAGCGUAAAGAGGAUACGAAUGACCGCUAUGUUGCUGCUCUAAGAGGAGAAACUUUAACCAGAAAACCUUAUGUGAGAAUCCAACCGAUUCCAGAACAAACUGACACCAAGGCAAACAAGGAGCAGAAAAAAAUGAAUUAGUUGCAGAUCUCCGGUUAUUGUGAAUAUACGUUUCUCCAGUUAACUAUGAACUUGCUGCUGUUUAAUCUGCGUUUAAUCCUACUUUACUGUUGUAUGUGUUUAUUUAAGCAUUAAAUUCUUCUUGGUUAGGAGGAAAUUGAUGUCCAUGAUUCUGUCCAGACAAGACUACACUAGCUAUACUUAUGUUAUUUGAUUUAUCCAAAUUCUUGAUAGAGAUCUAGUAUUCUCUUUGGAAUAUAAACAUUUUCCAGACUUCUGGAUGCUUUCGGCCUAAA
Glycine soja is the source of this 710-nucleotide messenger RNA. RefSeq lists its product as uncharacterized. NCBI's taxonomy places the organism in Eukaryota, Viridiplantae, Streptophyta, Magnoliopsida, Fabales, Fabaceae. Bases 61 to 435 code for a protein of 124 amino acids. The record is from RefSeq and is a predicted model, not a curated record. The transcript is spliced from 2 exons.